Messenger RNA from Dermacentor silvarum, 1466 nucleotides. Its product is annotated as speckle-type POZ protein. Gene Ontology annotation, cellular component: nucleus; cytoplasm. The coding region runs from base 156 to 1367 and encodes 403 amino acids. Lineage: Eukaryota; Metazoa; Arthropoda; Arachnida; Ixodida; Ixodidae. Gene Ontology annotation, biological process: regulation of proteolysis; proteasome-mediated ubiquitin-dependent protein catabolic process. The transcript has a single exon. The record is from RefSeq and is a predicted model, not a curated record. Gene Ontology annotation, molecular function: ubiquitin protein ligase binding.
CGGGCGAUCCCGGUGCAGACGUGGCCGCUCGGGCAGUCGACCCGUGGUUGACGCUGAGCCGCAGCUGCAACGUGGUCGCCGCCCUCAGCAGCGCCGCCCUCAGCAGUGCCGCCGUCAGCAAGGCGACUCCCUGCAAGCACCUACCGGCCGCAGUCAUGGAUGGAAGAAGGGGCCAACGCUCGUCGCGGCGCCAUGCCUCUGCUGCGCGCGAUGAGGUACGGCCACAGUUCUCCAGGAGCUUGGCCGAUCCUCGCCUGCAGCCUAGGCCUCCGCAGAGCGAGGUGAACAUGCCCGUGGCCGACAGCUGGUGCCACACUCAAGUGAGGAUUAACAAGUUUUCUUACAUGUGGACAAUCAAAAACUUCAGCUUGUGCUGGGAAGAGACGGGGGAAGUGCUCAAAAGCUCGACAUUUUCUGCCGGAGCCAAUGACAAACUCAAGUGGUGCCUAAAGUUGAAUCCUAAGGGUGUGGACGAGGAGAGCAAAGACUACCUGUCCCUGUACCUGCUGCUCGUGUCCUCCAACAAGAGUGAGGUGCGAGCUAAGUUCAAGUUUUCCCUCAUCACCGCAAAGCGGCAACAGUUCGAGACAUUGGAUAGUAAAAAGGCGUUCCACUUUGUUCCUGGCAAGGAUUGGGGCUUCAAGGAGUUUAUUCGAAGAGACAUGCUCACCGAAACCAGUGGACUCGUUCCAGAUGACAAGCUUACAAUCUACUGCGAGGUAUGCGUUCUUGCGGAUUCUGUGAACAUCUCCGGGCAGAAUAAUGUCAUCCAGUUCAAGGUCCCCGAAUGCCGGUUGUCCGACGACUUUGGGCACCUCUUUGAGAGCCGCAAGUUUAGCGAUGUCGUCAUGAGCGCCAAUGGCCGGGAAUUCUAUGUACACAAAGCCAUCCUUGCGGCUCGCUCUCCUGUAUUUGCGGCCAUGUUUGAGCACGAGAUGCAAGAGAAGAAUCAGAGUCGAGUGGAGAUCACAGACAUGGACCACGAGGUGCUACGCGAAAUGCUGCGGUUCAUUUACACUGGCCAAGCACCCAAUCUUGACAACAUGGCUGAUGACCUUCUCGCUGCCGCUGACAAGUACGCCCUGGGACGCUUAAAGGUCAUGUGUGAGGAGGCCUUGUGGUCGAAACUAUCUGUCGAUACAGCUGCGGACGUGCUUAGUCUGGCCGACAGGCACUGUGCAGAACAGUUAAAGUCACGUGCCAUUGAUUUCAUCAAUGACAGGCAUGCCACGCAUGUUGCAGAAACUGUGGGCUGGAAGAACAUGAUCCACCGGCAGCCGCACCUGAUCGCCGAGGCCUUCCAGGCACUGGCCACCCAGCAGGUCCCGCCCAUGGGGACACCACACAAGCGCUUCAAGCAGUGCUAGGCAUCUCUACUCAAACUGUUACAUGCGCUGGAGAAAAAUGUUCUCUAGCAUUUGGACUGACAUUUUUUGCAUAGGCUCAUGAGAUAGCCUGGUCGUCUA